AUGGCAAUCACGCAGUUAAUCGAGCCGCAGCCGCUGCAGACUAGUAGGGUUGCGCUAAACGACGUUAAGAAGAGCCUCCUAGUGGCGCUCGGGAAGCUCAACGAUCGCGACACGCAGCAGAACGCGGUCGGGGAUCUGCAGAAUAUCGUGGAGUGCCUGCCGCCUGAAGGCAUUCCCGUCUUCCUCUCCUGCCUCUACGAGACUGACAGCACCCAUCGCACGUUCGUCCGGAAAGAAUGUCUCAGGCAAUUCGCCAUCCUUGCGAUGACCUUCGGCCCGCUCCUGUCGCCGCACCUUCCCAAGAUCGUCGCAGCCGUCGUCCGUCGCCUGCGCGACCCCGAGUCCACCUUAAUUGAAUCCUGCGCAGAAGCCAUGGCGACACUAGUUCAGCACGUUCCCCCACCUCCCCACGAUACCGUCCCCGGAGCUAUUCCCGUCGGCGGCUUCGGAGCCAUGGGCGUUUACGUUCGGCCGCUCCUCGACACGCUCGGCGAGCAGAGCCGAAACUCGCAGGCAGGUGCGGCGAUCUGUCUCGACCGCGUCUUCCGGGCUGCCCGGGAGAAAAUGGAGCCGAGCGCGGCGCGCGUGCUGAUGCGAGCGAACGGCAUGCUCUCGCGGCAAGGGUUUCAGGCGAAGGCGCAGCUUCUGGGCGCCGUUGCGAGCCUUGCCGAGGUGUGCGGGGAAUCCAUGGGCGCGCAAGUGCCCGUGCUGGUAUCCGCCGCGACCGCCGCCGUGGCGUCCGCGGACUGGGCCACGCGCAAGGCGGCGGUGGACCUGCUGGGGCAGCUCGCCAUCAACCUGCCGGCGGAGUUUCUGGGGGAGAGCCGCGCGGCCGUCAUGAAGGCGCUGGACCAGUGCAAAGGCGAUAAGGUAGGGCGGCGGGAUACAGGGGGAAGCGAGGUAAAAAGGGGCGAGAUCAAGGGAGUGAAGAAUGUGCGCGAUUCCCUGGCGCAGGCGAAGCAGGCGUGGGCGUGUGUGGAGUGGGAGGACCCGCCCGCAGCUGGGCAGCACCAAGUGCUGUCCGUGCCGUCCCUCUCGUCGGAAUCGGCGGCGACUGCAGUGCAAACUCCGUCGCUGUCCUCUGCUGCUGUUGUUGGCAGCGCAUCAGGAAGGCGCGCCAGUUUCUCACCUGGUGCAGCAGAAAACGACAAAAGCAUUGGCAGCCGCUCAUUCAAGCUUCAAGGCCGCUCGUCCUCGCUUGUAACAGGCCCGUUUGAAGACGCUCGAGACGCAGCAGAGACAGAAGAAGCAGCAGCUGCAGCAUCAGCAGCAACAGCAGCAUCAGUAUCAGCAGCUACAGCAGCAGCAGCAGCAGCAGCAUCUGCUGCCAGUGUGACCCCUGCUGUGAAGCGGGGAGGAGUGAGCGGCAUGCUGGCACGCACCUUCAGUGGGCUGGGCCGAGCUCGAGCUAAGGAAGCAACAGCAAGUGCUGCUGCUGUAGGAGUGGCAGGAGCAGGAGGAGGAGCAGGAGGGGAGGGAGGAGAAGAGGGCGGAAGGAAAAUCGGGCUGAGCAAAGGGGGGAUUGGGUCCCACGCAUGGGCUCCGGAAUUAUCUCAGUCGAAACCCGGAGAAGCUUCCAAAGGAGAAGCUACUAACGCGGAUAAUGGAGCUGGAGAGAAGGCUGCUCGGCCUAAGUUUGAGCGGCAGCCGCUUCGAGGAAACCCUCUGUUUUUCAAUAAGGCGGGCGCAGGGGGGAAGGCUGGGGGAGGUGACGACUGGUCCGUGGAAGUGAUGGUUCCUAAAUCGAAGGCCGGGGCAGUGGGGGAGAAGGGUGACAGUAACGGGGGGUCGGGUGAGGGCAGUGGAGGGAAGAAGGGUGAUGGGAGGGAAGAGGGCAGGCAGGGUGCAGCGGCGGGGGCGGGGGCAAAAGACAGUCGUGCGCAAGCGGAUGGUGUGAAGGCGCGGAGGAAUUCGACUUCGGGGAUUGCUGCUAUCAAGGCUGCGGCCGCUGCUGGUGGGAGAGGCAAGGAGGGCGCAGGGGGGGGGAAGGGAGCAGGAGCAGGUAGCGAUUGGAAUGUGGAGAUUCUAGUGCCUAAGACACGUGGCGGAUGGGGCAAGGGCGGUGGCGAGUCAGAGGAGAAGCGGGAGGUGAAUGGAGAAGGAGUGAAGGAGAUGAACGGAAGGGGCGGUUCGGACAAGGCUGACUUGCAGCAGGAGGAGGUGGCGCCGAGUGCGAUCCAACAGCAGCAGCAGCAGCAGCAGCAGCAACAGCAGCAGCAGCAGGAGCAGCUCCACCAUCAGCAGCAGCAAUACCAGCAGCAGCAGCAGCAGCAGCAGCAGCACCAGCAGCAGCAACAUCAGCAGUAUCAGCAGCAGCAGCAGCAGCAGCAGCAGCAGCAGCAGCAGCAGCAGCAGCAGCAGCAGUAUCGUAAUCAGCAGGUGCAGGAGCGAGUGGAGGAGAGGAACGAGGACGAGAAGCAGGAAUUUCUGCACCACAUGCUUCGAGAGGUAGAGGGAGAGAAGGACACCGGAGGGAAUACUGAACCCAGUGGUGCUUAUAACAGGGGGCAGGAGGAGGGAGUGGGGGGUGUUAUCAAUGCUGCGGGAGGGCCUGCAGCGAGGUAUGCUACUGGGUUGGAGAGUGAGGAGGAAAGGGAGGAGGAAGAGCGGGAGGUGAAGAGAGAGUGUGAGGAGGAAAAGUCACCAAAAGUGGAGAAGCGCGGCGAGGAGUCUCAAGGCGCAGAGAAUGACGCUUAUGGUUCUAGCGAGUCUGACAAUGACGAGGAUGGGAAUCAGCGGGAAGGUAGGGCAGGCGUAUGGGAGGAGAGGAAGGGGCGGAAGGCAUCUGGGGGUGGUGAUGCCUUGGGAAGACAGAAGUGGAGCAAGGGCAGGAACAGAUGGAAGGACGGUCAGGGGCAGGGGCAGGGGGUGGGGGAGACAGAGGAGGAGAAGAAUAGGAAGGGGGAGGAGGAGGCGGGUAGAAGGGGCAGGGGCGUGGGGAAUACGGGGAGGGGAGAAGGGGGAGGGGCGCUGCGCAAAUCGUAUGACUGGGGGGGCGCGGGGAAGGCUGGGAGGGGAGGCAAGGGUGGGGGAAGAAAGGAGGGAGUGAGAGAGGCGGAAGAGAGGGGGAAGAGAGUGGAUGGGGUUGGGAGAAGGGAGAGGGGAACGUGGGGAGAAGGAGGCGGUGGUAUGAGGAGGAGUAAUUCUUGGAGCAGUAGUCUCUCUGUUGAUACCACCGGUGGUGGGAAAGCCAGGGUCGUGCAGGGUAAAGGAGGGUGGUGGGAUGGGGAGGAAGAGGAGGGUGAGAGGGUGGAGAGAGGGCGAAUGAGGAGAAAGGAGGGUAGGGUGGAUGGGAGGGGAAGGAGGAGGUAUGGGUCACUGAGCAGUCAUUUGUCUUCAAGCGAGGAAGAGGAGGAGGAUUAUGGGGAGUCUUUUCCUCGAGCUCGUAUGAGGCGUGGGUGGGCUAAUAACGAGGAUGCUAUGGAUUCGAGUCCGAAAGGAGGCCGCAGAGACGGAAGGUCCGGUGUUGGGAAGGGUGUGAAGCAGCAGCAGAGGCAGGGCGACACGUGGCAGAAGCAGGAGGUGACACGUCAGGAGGAGAAGCUCGGGCGGAGGAGGCCGCAGCAGAGUCAGUACCAGGGGCAGCAGCACCAGUCGAGGCAGAGCGGGUUGAAGAAGGCGGAUGGAGAGCAAAUGCAGAUUAGACGCUCCUAUGACUUGAGGCAAAGAGUGGCUGAUAUGGAGCAGCAGCAGGACAGCUACCAGGGCAUGGUGGAGGUGAGUGGUUCACUCAAUGGAGCAUAUCAAGUGGUAGCCUCUCUCCCUUGGACCUCCAAUGCUGCUGCCUCCCCCUCACCCCACGCUGUCCCCACCUCUCCUCACCCCAUCUCCACCUCCGCCCUCCCUACCAUGCCCUCCCCUUACCUCCCUGCUCGCAUUCGCACCACUGCUGGUGGUGACAGUAGCAGGGGGCUCACCCCUGGACGAAGGCUGUCGUUGCAGGGAGGAGGGAUGGGUGGGAUAGGGAGCAACGCAGGGGGGAUAGGCUGUGGGUCUGGUGCUGGUGGCUUCGUGCAGACACAGCCAUUCAUGGAUGAGCUCAAGGCCGGGGGGUUCGAGGGUGCUUAUAAAGAGGUGCUGAAGGCUGCAGAUGCGGGUGCUAUGGUGCGGCUGAUGGGCCGAACCGGGCCUGUGCUGGGGCAUCUGUCGCCUGAUACCGGGGCGGAGGUUAUUCGGCGCAUGGUGGAGCUGCUUAUAAGGGGGACGUCGGUGGAAUACCUGCUGCCGUGGGUUCGGCAGCUGCUGGACAUAAUGACGGACGAGUCAUCUCUCCCGUACGGAGCAGAGGGUCCGGAAGUGGACGGGCAUCUGAAACAGCACGUGCUGGCAGCGUUGCAGCAGGUGGUGGGCGCCGACGGGGGCAGCUGGGUGGGACGAUCAGCAGGCGAUUACCGGCGACAGCUGGCUGAUGCAUGGGGCAUGUGA
Closterium sp. NIES-65 is the source of this 4425-nucleotide messenger RNA. The record is from the annotation of a GenBank genome assembly. NCBI's taxonomy places the organism in Eukaryota, Viridiplantae, Streptophyta, Zygnematophyceae, Desmidiales, Closteriaceae.